CGUGCGUGUAAACGGCUGUGCUGUGGCUGCUCCACGCUACUUUUUAUUCCCAGGACGCAGAAUAGUAAUAAAUCCUCCUCUGCCUGGAAAGGCUGUGAUCAUAAUAAAGACGUCACCCUCCUGCUCGGGUUGGCUCAACCAAGCCAAGUGCGCAGCUAUUUGUAAGCUACAACAACAACAACCACCACCACCUCCACCACCACCAGCACCAUGCCCGUGGAUAACGUAGUGAUUUCUCUGAGAUCCCCCCGCCGACCGGAGACGAUAUCUGCGUCAGAUCCAUAGUAAAUAUACAGCCUUUAUUUGCUCCGGAUCUCUCCACUUAAAAAAAAAAAUACAGAGAGGGACUUGAUCGCCUUGCAGGCUCUUGUCGCAACAAAUAGGACGCAAGACGUGGAUUUGAAGGAUCUCUGUCAUGGAGGAAACAGCUGCUGCAGACCCAGCCCCUGGCACCAAUGCUGCCCCACCAACCCCAAGACCACAGCCGUCCUUCUUUGCCCCCUCCCGCAGCCUGCUGGAGUGGAGACGGAGGGUCAAGUCUGAAUAUAUGCGCCUUCGCCAAUUAAAACGCCUUAAAAAAGCAGAGGAGGUCAAGACCCUGUUCAUGUCCAACAGACAGAAGAUUGAGCAGCAGACAAAUCUUCUGAACACAGAGUGGUCCAAGCUCAGGAUUCAGUCCAUCCCUUUGUCAACUUUUAGUGGAGCUAUGGCCAGCAAGAAGAUGUGUACAGUGGAGUUUGGCUUCCCAGGGUUCAAAGCUCAAGCCAUCGCCAUGAGGCCACUGUCAACAGUGGCAGGAAUCCCCUUCAUGUACUCCUGGUCGCCUCUGCAGCACAACUUCAUGGUGGAGGAUGAGACUUUCCUUCACAACAUCCCCUACAUGGGCGACGAGGUGCUGGAGCAGGAUGAGGCCUUCCUGGAGGAACUCAUCGACAACUACGAUGGUGUUCAUGGUGACAGAGAGGGUGGUUUCAUCAGUGACGAGAUCUUUAAAGAGCUGGUGGAGGCCUUGAGCCAGUACUCUGACCACGAGGAGGAGGAAGAGGAGGAAGCAGUAGCGGUGGUGGAGGCGGCGGCGGUGGCGGCGGCGGCGGCAGCUGCGGCUGCAGCGGCGGCUGCAGCGGCGGCGGCAGCGGCGGCAACGGGGGAGAAGGAGGAGGAAAGAGUGAUGAUGAGGAGGAGCUCAGUGGAGGGUUCAGAAGAGACCAAAGCUGGGACUGUGGCGUUCAUCAGGAGGAAGAGGAGGAGCACAACCGAGGUGAGGGACCUGUGCAGCAGCACCAAGAAGAUCCCCAAUGAUAAGAUAUUUACAGCCAUCGCCUCUAUGUUCCCCUACAAGGGCACCACAGAGGAGCUGAAGGAAAAGUAUAAGGACCUCUUGGAGCCCCCCAACCCGGUGAAGCUGCCCCCACUUUGCACCCCUAACCUGGAUGGACCUUUUGCGAAGUCUGUGCAGCGAGAGCAGUCGUUACACUCCUUCCACACACUCUUCUGCAGACGUUGCUUCAAAUACGACUGUUUCCUCCACCCUUUUCAUGCUACGCCCAAUGUUUACAAGAGGAAGAGUAAGGAGAUCCGCAUGGAGACGGAACCGUGUGGUGUAGACUGCUUUCUGUUACAGAAGGGGGCUAGAGAGUUUGUGGAUCAGAACAUGUUACGGUCACAGAGGUCUCGGAGGCGACGGAGGCAGCAGCGUCCCACCAGCUCCGCCUGUCCUGGACCAUCUGGGUCUGCCGAGGAAGGAAAGGAGGGUGACAGUGACCACGAGACCACCUCCUCUUCAGAGGGGAAUUCACGGUGCCAGACCCCUACCAAGAUGCGUCCAGGGGAUGAUGACAGGGAGCAGCAGGCGUGCUGUGUGGUCCAGUGGAGCGGGGCCGAGGAGUCACUUUUCAGGGUGCUACACGGCACAUACUUUAACAACUUCUGCUCCAUCGCUCGCCUCAUCGGUACCAAGAACUGCAAGGAGGUUUAUGAGUUUGCAGUGAAGGAGGUCUUGAUCCAUCGUGUUCCUUUGGAGGACGGAGGCAUCUCGCCCCAAAAGAAGAAGAGGAAACACAGGUUAUGGGCAAAGAUUCAGCUGAAGAAAGAUAACACAUCCAAUCAGGUGUACAACUACCAACCAUGUGACCACCCUGACCAUCCAUGCGACAGCUCCUGCCCAUGUGUGAUGACCCAGAAUUUCUGUGAGAAGUUCUGUCAGUGCGAGCACGAGUGCCAGAACCGCUUCCCAGGCUGCAGGUGUAAGACUCAGUGUAACACCAAACAGUGUCCCUGCUACCUGGCCGUGAGGGAGUGUGACCCAGACCUGUGCAUGACCUGCGGUGCUGCGGACCACUGGGACAGCAAGGUGGUCUCCUGCAAAAACUGCAGCAUCCAGAGAGGCCUAAAAAAGCACUUGUUGUUGGCUCCAUCAGAUGUCGCCGGGUGGGGCACCUUCAUCAAAGAGCCUGUUCAGAAGAAUGAGUUCAUCUCAGAAUACUGUGGCGAGCUGAUCUCUCAGGAUGAGGCAGACCGACGCGGCAGGAUCUAUGACAAAUACAUGUCCAGCUUCCUUUUCAACUUGAACAAUGACUUUGUUGUGGAUGCCACACGAAAGGGGAACAAAAUCCGCUUUGCAAAUCAUUCAGUUAAUCCCAACUGCUACGCGAAAGUGGUAAUGGUGAACGGAGACCAUCGCAUUGGAAUCUUUGCCAAACGAGCUAUCCUGCAAGGAGAGGAGCUUUUCUUCGACUACAGAUACAGCCAAGCCGAUGCCCUAAAAUAUGUGGGGAUAGAGAGGGAGGUAGACAUGACUUAGCUGCACCUGCUGCCUACCUCCAUAACCUGCCCUUAACUCCUCAGCCACCCACUAAUGCUUCUGUCCCUCUCUGCAGCGUCACAUCUAGCUGACGAGUUUUCUAUGAACAGUCACUGUCUCUGCCCUCUCUGCUGCACUUCCAAAAAUAGAAAGUCCCUCCGUGCUGUUUGCAGGUGCUGCCGCUCUGCAGACUCACCGUACCACCUCCUUCAGUGACAGCCGUCAGCUCUCCCCCCUCCCUCAUCUGUCCGAACCCACCCACCUACCUGCAAGACUGUAUACGCCAAGCUUAUGAAACUAAACUAUUUAAAGUGGAAAUACUAUUAAUCCACAUUGCACAUUGUUUUUUUUGUUUUUUUUUGUUCCAUCUUGUCAAAGCAAAGAGGCUGCGAUGCAGUGUGUUACUCUCUCAGUAGUUUUGUUACCGUACUUAUAGACCGGCUUUUGUUUGAUCUCUCAAUACAUAAUGCAAGCUUCUCCAUCAUACCUAACGAUCAGUGAAAUGCAUGUGCUGUUGUCUCUUGGAUAAACAGACCAUUAAACAUGUUAGCCACAGCAUUAGCUUCAGUCAGAUGCUGCUUUGCUCUGAGCAGUCACUCAGUAUUGUAGUGUGAUGUUACCCUCUGGUUGUUUUUUGGAAGAACGUGACCAGGUGUGUUCCUCUGUGAACCAUCACCAUCACAUCUCUAUGGUAAAAAUAAGUUAUUGUGCAUUUAUAUCAUUGUUCUGCAAAUAAAAUUAAAAAAAAUAAAAAAAUAAAAAAUAGGCAACCAGACGAGGAACCGACUGACUGAAUGUAACCCGUAGAUAAUGGUGAAGAGAUCUCAUCCCUCCUUUGGUUUUUACUCAUCAACUCAUUCCGUUGGUACUCUGAGCAACGUACACGCACAUCACAACAUUUCUCAUCAUGUUUACAUGAUCUUUGAAGCCUUCACACUUUGUGAGGCAAGUAAUUCACAAAUGAGCGAGUCACAUAGUAAAUGUCUUCCUUGACGAAUUGUAUAAGUGCCAAAUGUUUCCACGCAGAAAAAGGCUGACACAGUGUGGAUGUGUUGCAUAUUGAACAGGUGUGUUAAAGGUAACUUAUAGCAAUGGGAAAAAAACAAAAUUAUCAGUGUAUGACCAAAUAUUAAAAGUCCCCCACAUGUGAAUGUAAAAUAUCAUUUAACAUCUUUUCUUUAUUUUUAUAUGUCCUGAUUUGUUACUCACUCUUUCAUUUAUAAAACAUUAAAGCCCACUUUGAAAUGAGAUCUUUCUCAAUAGAGAUGAACAAAAAUGGAGUUUACUGCUAUGUACAGUGUAUGCCUAUAAAAAUAAAACUUUAAC
This is a messenger RNA of Seriola dumerili (greater amberjack), 4126 nucleotides long. It is a transcript of the gene ezh1, whose product is annotated as enhancer of zeste 1 polycomb repressive complex 2 subunit. NCBI's taxonomy places the organism in Eukaryota, Metazoa, Chordata, Actinopteri, Carangiformes, Carangidae. Gene Ontology annotation, biological process: chromatin remodeling. The transcript is spliced from 20 exons. Bases 416 to 2800 code for a protein of 794 amino acids. Gene Ontology annotation, molecular function: histone H3K27 methyltransferase activity; protein binding. The record is from RefSeq and is a predicted model, not a curated record.